AUGGAUAAUAGACGAACUGAGGAUUUAGAUACCGACGAUGAGGCGUAUGACCAGGAAGAAUACGACAGAGAUGACUACUUCGUAGCAGAAGGGAUAAGAGAUGAGGAGGAGGAGCAGGCGGAGCUGGAAGGAGAGGACCUGUACGAAGAUGAAACAGGGUUCGUGGUUGGACAAAGAGACCUGGAGCGAGAAAUGCGAGGGUUUGCCAGACUAGGCAUGAGCAAAGUGGACGAGUACGACCCAGACCUACUGGACGACUCAGAAUACGUAGACGACCCGAGAGCAAGAAGAGCAGCAGAAAGAAGAAUGAGGUACGAAGCAAGAAUGAGAGGAAGAACAGCAGAAGGAGAUAGGUCAGUGCACCAGAAACUGUGGAGAUACGUGCUAACCAUGGACGACGACGACGUGGACGUUAACCUGUUUGAAAGAAUCAACGAAAGAGUGACGAGGAGAAGAACAGAUGCACCAGGAGAGUACGAAAACGUGCCGGAGCUGAGUAAGCUGGAUGAGGCGAAGGCAGUGCUGAGCGUUAACCCGACCGAAGUGACGUUCGACGACAAGUACCAAAACGCACUGGACUGCUGCUUCAGGUACUUCCUCUUCAAGUUCAGCCUCGACGGAAGCCACGACCUCUACUACUUCAACAAGGUGAGGACGAUGAUCAGAGAGGACAAGUCGACGCUGAGAAUCGCAGCAGGACACCUGAUGAAGUUCCACUGCGAAAACCUGGUGAGGUGGCUCGAGUUCAGACCCUCGGACGUGUUCCCAAUACUGCACGACUGCCUGACCUUCGAGACGCACAGAAUGAAGCCGGAUCUGUACAGAGGAAGGUACUCGAAGGUGGCAGUGACGGAGUGGCCGUUCACGAAGCACCUGGGUCAGCUGAGGUCCUCGGAACUGAACACGCUGCUGAGCGUCUCAGGAAUAGUGAUCAGGAGAGGCUCGGUGAUGCCAAGGCUGCGCGUGCUGUACCUUAAGUGCACGACCUGCGACAGCAGCCUCUCGGAGCUGCCGAUAUACUUCUCAGACGUGGUGAGGCCAGUCUUCCCGAAAAAAUGCCCAUACUGCCAGUCGACAGGCUUCACGCUGGACAGAAUCAACACGGCGUACACGGAUUACCAGAAGAUCACGAUCCAGGAGCCGCCGAGCAACGUGCCAGCAGGAAGAACGCCGAGGCAGAAGACGGUGAUCCUGACGGGAGACCUAGUAGAUUCAGUGAAGCCGGGAGACCUGGUGGACGUGCUGGGCAUCUACAAGACGAGGUACGACAUGGGCCUGAACAUCAAGCACGGAUUCCCGAUCCUGUACACGGAGCUCGAGGCGAACAACGUGGAAAGGCAGGACGAGACGCUCUCGUUCGACAUCACUGACGAGGACCUGGCGGAGAUCAAGGAGCUCAGCAAGGACCCGUGCAUACGAGAGAGGCUGAUAGCAAGUGUGGCGCCGACGCUCUGGGGGCACAAGCCAGCGAAGGCAGCAGUGCUGAGCGCACUCUUCGGAGGAGUGCCGAAGGGGAGCACGAACGUGGGCUUCCAGGCAAACACGUUCGAGCCGAGCUCGCACAGAAUCAGAGGAGACAUCAACGUGCUCCUGGUGGGAGACCCGGGGCUGGGAAAGUCGCAGCUGCUGCAGUACGUGCACAAAACGGCGAGCAGAAGCAUCCUGACGACAGGAAAGGGCGCAAGCGCAGUGGGUCUGACGGCGGGAGUGCGCAAGGACCCGGUGACCGGCGAGUGGUCGCUCGAGGGAGGAGCGCUGGUCCUCGCAGACGAGGGCUUCUGCGUCAUCGACGAGUUCGACAAGAUGACCGACAAGGACAGAGUGAGCAUCCACGAGGCGAUGGAGCAGCAGAGCAUCAGCAUCAGCAAGGCGGGCAUCGUGACGAGUCUGCGCGCGCGCUGCUCAGUGAUCGCCGCGGCGAACCCGAAGUUCGGACGCUACGAGCCGGGCCUCACCUUCAAGGAGAACGUCGACUUCACGGACCCGAUCCUGAGCAGGUUCGACCUGAUCGUGGUGAUGCGCGACAUCCCGAACAUCGAGGAGGACCUGCUGCUCUCCGAGUACGUCAUCACGAACCACCAGCUCCUGCACCCGGGCCUCGACGACGUCGAGGACUACGAGAACGUGCUCAAGGAGCUGAAGAACACGCUCCUCUCCUCGAACAUCGUGUACCCGGUGCCCUCGGACCUCUUCAAGAAGUACGUCUACUACGCGAGGAAGAACGUGCACCCGACGAUCGCGCAGGAGCACUACAACCAGAUCGAGGGGAAGCUGAGCGGCGUGUACUCGAAGAUCCGCCAGAGGACCUUCGGCGGCGGCUACCCGCUCACGCUGCGCCACAUCGAGAGCAUCAUCAGGAUCAGCGAGGCGAACGCGAAGAUGCGCCUGUCGAACCGCAUCACCUCCGAGGACGUCGACGUCGCGAUCGCGAUGCUGCUCGAGAGCUACAUCUCGAGUCAGAAGUACUCGGUGGCCACGAGGCUCUCCAUGGAGUUCACGAGGUACCGCACGCUCUUCACGGGCAACGACGAGCUGCUGACGCAGCUGCUCAGGGACUCGCUGCAGCGCCAGCUCGAGGUUGCGAUCCGCAAGAGGUACGUGUACCGGAUGCACCGCCGGGCCGAGGAGGGCGGGGUCGCCCCUGAGGACGAGAGCGCUGCGCUCGAGGCUGAGCGUGAGCUUGAGAAGGAGCCUCCGGUGAUCAACGUGGAUCUCUUCCUGCGCAUCGCCGCCAGGUACAAGUUCGCGCGCGAGCGCGUGGAGCGCUGGAUGCACUCCGGCCAGUUCAAGCGCCACUUCAAGCUGGGCGUGAACGAGCAGGGCCUCGAGGUGAUAACGUCGAACACCGUGGAGGCGUAA
Messenger RNA from Theileria orientalis strain Shintoku, 2859 nucleotides. RefSeq names its product DNA replication licensing factor. Gene Ontology annotation, cellular component: nucleus; MCM complex. The transcript is spliced from 3 exons. Gene Ontology annotation, biological process: double-strand break repair via break-induced replication; mitotic DNA replication initiation. NCBI's taxonomy places the organism in Eukaryota, Apicomplexa, Aconoidasida, Piroplasmida, Theileriidae. The record is from RefSeq and is a predicted model, not a curated record. Bases 1 to 2859 code for a protein of 952 amino acids. Gene Ontology annotation, molecular function: ATP hydrolysis activity; single-stranded DNA helicase activity; single-stranded DNA binding.